AGAUGGUCAAUCAAAAGAAAUCAAGACUAUCAACUACAUCGAAGAAAAACUUAUCAGGCUCCAAGUAUCAUCCAUCAACUACCUUCAACCUCAAAAACUAAACCAACACAGAGUGUUCGAACAAGGAACUGAUAAGGUCAGCAACUUAUCGAUCGAUCGAAGGCAAACAGUUCCAACAUCACCAAAACUAACAUCAACACCGUCAUCAUCAUCACCAAAACCACUUCACUGACACCGCUUGACCUUGACCAUCAAACCAAAUUCAUAUUUCAACAUUAAGAACUAAAAUAGAAAUCAAGACCAAGUCUUCCCCGUAUCGAUCCACAUAUUAUCAACCCCCUUCUCAAUCCAAGCAGUUCAACUAUCACCAACUGUUUGUCUUGUGCACUCAACUUGGUUGGACGCAUCCACACAAUCAUCUCAUUCAUAGAUCAUGGACCCACUCGAAGGACCGUCGACGAUCGUACAAGAUUCAAUGGCUUCUCCAACUCUAGAGGUCGAAACAGUCUCAGUAGACGAUCCCGAAGCUUUUGCGGCUAAGCAUUUGACCGAACUUGGCUAUCCGGUUGAGGACUUCAAGAAACAUAGCUGGAAGAUACCAAACUAUCGGAAGCUACCUAAACGAACCACCAGUGAAACUUUCACAGCCGGUGGUCAUGAGUGGAACAUACUUCUCUUUCCACAAGGUAAUUCGAACGGCCAGGCAAAUGAUAUGGUGUCAAUUUAUCUCAACUAUGGUGAUCCCAAAAAACAGCCCGAGGGAUGGCACGUCUGUGCGCAGUUUGCAUUGGCCAUCUCAAAUCCUCAUGAUGGCACCUGUUAUAUCCAAUCUCAGGCACAGCAUAGAUUCACUAAUGAAGAACAAGAUUGGGGAUUCACGAGAUUUGUUGAGCUUCGCAAAUUGUUUGGUCCUGCGGAUUCUCGGGUGAAGCCAAUCAUUGAAAACGACGAGACUGUGAUCACUGCCUAUGUCAGGGUACUCAAAGAUGAGACGGGUGUGCUGUGGCAUAACUUUAUCAACUACGAUUCGAAGAAAGAGACUGGCUACGUGGGGUUGAAAAAUCAAGGCGCCACAUGUUAUAUGAACUCUUUGCUUCAGUCCCUUUUCCUGACAAAUUACUUCCGAAAGGCAGUGUAUCAAAUUCCUACCGAAAAUGACGGUGUAGACUCGGUUCCUCUGGCCCUCCAACGAGUCUUUUAUCAACUUCAAACUUCAGAUCAGCCUGUUGGUACAACAGAGUUGACGAGAUCGUUCGGUUGGAAAUCUCUUGACGCGUUUUUGCAGCAUGAUGUACAAGAAUUUUCACGUGUUUUACAAGAUAAACUUGAGAGCAAGAUGAAGGGUACCCCAGCAGACGGAGCAAUCCAACAUCUCUUUGCUGGAAAGUACAAAACUUACCUUAAGUGUAUCAAUGUCGAUUAUGAAAGUAGCAGGGAGGAAAGCUUUUUAGAUAUUCAGCUCGAUAUUAAAGAUCUGCAAGGUCGACCAUUCAAGAAUCUGCAGGAAUCAUUCGAAGCCUACGUGACACCUGAGAUGAUGGACGGCGAUAAUAAAUAUCACGCAGGUGACGAUUUUGGACUUCAAGAUGCAAAGAAAGGAACGAUCUUCAUGGAAUUCCCACCCGUGCUUCACUUACAUCUCAAGCGCUUCGAGUAUGACUUCCAGCGUGACUUACAAGUCAAAAUUAAUGAUCGACACGAGUUCCCCUUACAACUGGACCUAGCACCUUAUCUCGACGACUCGGCAGACAAGACUAACAACUGGCGAUAUCGCUUACACGGGGUUCUGGUCCAUUCAGGAGAUGUCCAUGGCGGGCAUUACUUUGUACUCAUCAAACCUCAUCCCGAAUCAAAAUGGUAUAAAUUUGACGAUGAUCGAGUAACACCGGUGACUGACAAGGAAGUCCUUGAAGAUAACUUUGGUGGCGAACAGUUCAUCAAUGGUACCCCGGUAGUGAACGGAGGCGGGAAAAAUGGUGGAAAAGGUACUGGAGUCAAAAGAUUCACCAACGCUUACAUGUUGGUCUAUGUGAGAGAAUCGGCUGCUGCUGAUAUACUGGCACCUAUCAGCCAAGCCGAUACACCAACACACUUAAAAUCAAGGCUCGAGAAAGAGCAGCGAGAACAGGACAAGAAGAAGCGAGAAAAGGAGGAGAUGCAUCUUUAUUUGACUGUCAAAAUCAUCACAGAUGAAACCUUCCGAGCCCAUGAGGGAUUCGACUUGGCAUUAUUUGAUGACCGGACCAUGCCACCAUCUGAGCUUCCUACGUUCAGAGUCGCCAAACAACAACCUUUCCUAGAUUUCAAAUCGAAACUUGCACAAGAUCUUGGAUACCAGCCUCAUCAGAUUCGACUGUGGGUCUUGGUGAAUCGUCAAAACAAGACUGUAAGACCUGAUACAGUGGUGUCAGAGAGCGAUCCGACAUUGACUAUGGAAGUAGUUCGAGACAAGAUGGCAUCCAAGGCACACGACUUGAAAUUAUAUCUAGAAGUUCUUGACCCGACUCCAGACGGUUUGACUCCAUCUGAUCCCAAAGAUUCGCCCCUGAUGAUUUUUGUCAAGUAUUUCGAUGUCACGGGUCAAACUCUGGCAGGUGUUGGGCAUUUCUAUGUUUAUCGAAAUCAAAAAGUGGGGGAUGUCAUUCCAGCCAUAAAUAGGAGGAUGAACUUUCCCGAAAAUACACCAUUGAAGCUUUAUGAGGAAAUCAAACCGGGGAUGAUUGAUCCGAUGAAACCCAAGGCCACGUUUCUUCAGAGUGAGAUUCAAGAUGGAGACAUAAUUUGUUUUCAAAUCGAGCUCUCGGACAAAGAGCAUUUGGACCUUGAGAAACAGCAACACUACGUCAACCCCCCUCAAUUCUACGAUUUCUUCACAAAUCGAGUAUUGGUUCAAUUCAAACCUCGAUACGAUGAUAUGACAUCAAGUGCCGAGUUUGAUCUGCUGUUGUCAAAGAAAAUGACGUACGAUGUGAUGGCAUCAAGGGUCGGGGAAAAAUUGAAUCAUGAUCCAAUGAAGUUGAGGUUUACCAACAGUCAUCAAGGCAAUCCCAAGACAGUAAUUAGACGAGCGUCUGCACAAGGCACGGUGGCCGAUAUGAUUCAAAGCUCUUACACCAAUGCACCUAGCAAUGUAUUGUUCUAUGAGUUGUUGGAGAUGAGUAUUGCAGAGAUUGAGACUAAGCGGAACGUUAAAGUUACAUGGACUGGCGCGCACAAUCGUGAUGAGGGGCAACAUUCAUUCUUGAUGCCCAAGACAUCAUCCAUGCAUGACGUAGCUGACAAACUAUCAACGCUAGUCAAGUUUUCAGAAAAUUCAACUGGCAAGAUUAAAUUAUUCACAAUUCAUGAAGGUCGGAUCCAGAAGAUCUUUGCAGGGGGUGAGAUCCUUAGAGAUGUGAACGAUGUGGAGGAUAUUUAUGCAGAAGAAGUUCAAAUAGAAGAAAUCGUUGGUAAUGAAGAUAAUGGCAAUGGACUUACGGACAGUGGUGGUGCGGGUAAUGGGGGUGGCAAGUUGAUUGAUGUUUAUCAUUUCCAAAAAGAACAAACUCGUCACCAUGGGAUCCCCUUCAAAUUUUUAAUCAAACCUGGAGAGAUCUUUACCGAUACGAAAGAAAGAUUAAGGAUCAGAUUAGGAAUCAAUGAAAAAGAGAUCAACAAGAUGAAAUUUUCGAUUGCACAAUUUAACACGUAUACGAAACCUAGUUAUAUCUUGGACAGUGAUGUAAUCUUUGAUCAUAAAUGGUCUAAAGGAGAUUUACUUGGUAUAGAUCAUUUAGAUAGGAGUAGAAAAGCAGUCGGAUUAGAGAAGGCAGUUUAUAUUAAAUAAUUCGUUUUCUUUUGAUGAUUGUUUUCAUUUUGAUUUGAUUCUUCCUGAUGUCUACUCUCUCUGUCUUCUAUCUGAAUGCUCUUCUCCGUUUAUUUUAUGUGAUUUGGUUUGAUUGUCUCACUUGAUGCGAAACUUUUCUUUAUUCUUUUUUUUGUGAUUGUUGUGUAUCUUCAAAAAGAAAAAAAAGUAACUUUUUUUUAUUGUUU
Molecule: messenger RNA, 4032 nt
Organism: Melampsora larici-populina 98AG31
Lineage: Eukaryota; Fungi; Basidiomycota; Pucciniomycetes; Pucciniales; Melampsoraceae
Exons: 18
Coding region: 434-3826 (1130 amino acids)
Biological process (GO): regulation of protein stability; protein deubiquitination
Cellular component (GO): cytosol; nucleus
Molecular function (GO): cysteine-type deubiquitinase activity; protein binding; cysteine-type endopeptidase activity
Source: RefSeq, a predicted model, not a curated record